AUGUCUCAAACAAUGAACAGCCGGCCUCCACCUGUAAUAGUUGAAGAAGAGAGACCGCAAACAUUUUCUAAAACACAAAGAUACGAUAGAACUCAUUUGGAAGCUCCUAAACCCAUUCCUAAACCAAGAGAUGAAAAAUUUUUUGUUGCCUCACAGAUAAAUCAGCGUGAACUGGACAGUUCUAGCUAUAGAUUAUCUCGUGUUCCACAAAAAUUCACCUCAACCAAAAUGAAUAAAGGAAUUCCUCCACAAAGUUUUGUAGAUCAAUAUUAUUCGAAUAAUCCGAAUGCUCAAGUAGAUACACGCACUCCAAAAGAAAAACUAGAAGAUCUUAAAGCAAAAUUAGGUGAAGAAAACGAAGAAUCAGAUCCACAAGAAAAAUUAGAUUUAAUAGUUCAGCAAAAAACACUAUCUUCACUUGUUUACGGUGAAACUUCCGUCGAAACAAUAAGAUCACUGAUAGCUAUGGGUGCUUUUUACAACACACAAUAUUUACCUGAAAGUGCAAUGCGACAUUUGAAGAAAGCAAAGGGAAUCACGGGUUCAGUACAAACAGAAGAUAAAGACUUACUCAGGCUUCAUGUAGAAAUCACAGAUUCUAAGAUGCAAACCCCUUCAAACACUCCAAAACAAAAAUUAUACUCAUCUUUCGAAAAAAUACUUUCACCAUAUAAGGAAACGAUCACAGAAGACAAGAAACUCGCUUACAGACGUAAUUUAUACAUGGCCGAGAUUUAUUAUUACCAAAAUAAAUUUGAAGAAGCAAUUCCUUUCUACGAAUCAGCUUCCGAAGGCUUUUCAGAAGCAAACACCAAGAAGGAACAGAAACCACAGCUCGCAACCCUUCUUAUUCACGAAGCUGAGUGUUAUCACGGAAUUGAAGACAAAAACAAAGAAAAAGAAUCCUAUGAAAAGGCAAUUGAUGUAUACAAAGAGUUAGAAAUGAAAUACGAUGUUGAUAAGUACCAGAAAAUCGUUGACGAACUUCAGAAACAGAUAGAAGAAGAAGAAAAACAAAAAGAAGAAGAAGAGAAAGAAAAACAUGAAGAAGAAGAACAAAAACAAGAAGAAACACCAAAAGAAACUCAUGUAGUAAUAGAAGAACCUGUAAAUGAAAUUGUUCAAAAUAUUUCUAACUCUAUGAAAUGA
Trichomonas vaginalis G3 is the source of this 1149-nucleotide messenger RNA. Its product is annotated as TPR-like family. NCBI's taxonomy places the organism in Eukaryota, Parabasalia, Trichomonadida, Trichomonadidae. The transcript has a single exon. Gene Ontology annotation, molecular function: protein binding. The record is from RefSeq and is a predicted model, not a curated record. Bases 1 to 1149 code for a protein of 382 amino acids.